CGCUUGAGCAAAGCGUUGGCGAGCUUGGGCGUGGCAAGUCGCCGUGGGGCGGAUGAUUUAAUUUUUGGCGGUCGCGUCAAGGUGAACGGCGAGACGGUGACGGCGCCGCAGACCAAAGUCAACUUGAACGCCGACGUCGUCAUGGUGGAUGGCAAAAUCGUCGAAGGUGGGGUAAACUUCGUGAAAGAGCACGCAUACUUCAUGCUGAACAAGCCUAAAGGUUUCGUAUGCAGCACAAAAUCGAAUUCGGCGCAAGGAAAGACGGUGUACGAUUUGUUCGAGCAGUGGCGAGAUGAGUUCAAGGCGGCGUAUCCGGGUAAGCUCCCGCCUCGUCUCUUCACCGUCGGUCGCCUCGACGUCGCCACAACCGGGUUACUUUUACUCACGACGGAUGGGGACUGGUCCCAGCGCGUCGCGCACCCGAGCAGCGAAGUCGUGAAGCAAUACGUCGUCACGGCGAAUAACAAACCGACGCGCGCGCAAAUCGCCGCCAUGGCUAAAGGGACCGAAGUCGACGGAGCUCGCGUCGUGCCGGUGCGCGUCGAGUCCAUGGGCGCGGAUGGAGGGCCUGCGAAUAGAAUUUUGGUCGAAGUCGUCGACGGACGCAACCGCGAGGUGCGCGUGCUGUGCGCGGACGCGGGCGUCGACGUUAAGAACUUGAAGCGUACGCGCGUGGGCGGAUUGCGCAUG
Molecule: messenger RNA, 690 nt
Organism: Ostreococcus lucimarinus CCE9901
Lineage: Eukaryota; Viridiplantae; Chlorophyta; Mamiellophyceae; Mamiellales; Bathycoccaceae
Exons: 1
Biological process (GO): pseudouridine synthesis
Molecular function (GO): RNA binding; pseudouridine synthase activity
Source: RefSeq, a predicted model, not a curated record